Molecule: messenger RNA, 1760 nt
Organism: Zea mays
Lineage: Eukaryota; Viridiplantae; Streptophyta; Magnoliopsida; Poales; Poaceae
Exons: 1
Coding region: 205-1551 (448 amino acids)
Molecular function (GO): protein binding
Source: RefSeq, marked validated
GUGCUAUCACCCGCCGGCUCUCUCGAUGCUUUGUUUUGUCCUUUCCCCUCUGCUUGCUUCUCGUUCUCGCUACAGCCGACUCAAAUCACUGACCAGCGCCGAGCCGCCGGCGAUCCACACCCUCUCCGGACACCGGCGGGCGGCGAGUAGUUAAGCUGAUCCCCUGCCCCCUCCAAUCCGUGUCUCGUCAGGCGGGCGGAGGGCAUGGCUGGCCCGGGCCCCAAGCUGCGCGCGGCGGCGGCGGCGCCCGCCCCCUGCAUCCCCGACGACGCGCUCGUCGAGAUGUUCGGCCUCCUCCCCGCCAACUCCCUCCACCGCUUCAAGUGCGUCUCCAAGGCCUGGUGCGGCCUCGUCACGGACCCGCUCCACCGCCAGCGGUUCGCGCAGACCCUGGCGGGGUUCCUCUGCCGCGUGGACGGCGACGGCGGCACCGAGAGCUCGCGGCUCACGCGCCCCAACGCCACGGUCCCGGAGCGGAAGGAGACCACCCGGCGGUUCGUCAACGUCUCCGGGAUGGCGGAGCCGCACCCCGACGCCUCCCUGUCCUUCCUGCCGCCUCCCGACGCCGAGGGGCUGCGCGACGUGAUCCUGGACGCCCGCGACGGCCUCGUGCUCCUGGCCCGCGCCCGGGGGCACGAGCCCCCCGACCUCCACCCGCCGGCGUGCUACCUCGUGUGCAACCCGGCCACGGCGCGGUGGGCGUGGGUGCCGGGCUCCGGCUGGGUCCCCAGCGCCUCGCAGCGGACGGCGCUCACGUACCUGCUCUUCGACGCCGCCGCGGAGGAGGAGGAGGAGGCGUCGCCGCCGCACCGGUUCCACUUCCACCUGCUCCAGUUCCGGCUCGACGACAUGGACUCGGUGCGCGCGGUGCACACGUACGCGUCGGCCGACGGGGCGUGGGCCGACAGGGCGGGCGCCUGGGUCCACGGCGGGUGGCGGGACUGGGCCCGCGGCAUGGCGCUCAUCCAGCCGGGCACCGGCGCCGCCGUCGCCCGCGGCGCUCUGCACCUGGUGGUCGACACCGACGGCACGUCCGGCCCCAACAACCUGGUCGCCGUGGACGCGGAGGGCGCCACGCGCCGCGCCAUCCCGCUGCCGCGCCGGGACGUGGCGGAGAAGGACUGGCACUCGGUGUUCGUGGGCCGCUCGCGGGGCCGCCUGCACUACGUCAUGUGCGUGCGCCCGCCGCACGGCCGCCUGUCGGAGGAGGAGCCGCUGAGGCUCCUGGUCUGGGUGCUCCAGGACUACGACGCCGGGGAGUGGGUGCUCAAGCACACCGUCGGCUUCCCGGAGCUGUUCGGGAGGAUCGCCUGCCAGUUCCGCGUCGAGUACAGCGUGGUCGCCGUCCACCCGGACGGCAACUGGGUUUUCUUUGUCCGGCACUGGGACCGGAAGCUGGUGGCCUACGACAUGGAUCGCAGGGAGGUGCGUGUUGUCGCCGAUCUCGGUCCCGGAGGCGAUGUCGGCGACGAGCUUCCUACUCCGUAUGUUCCUCUGUACUCUGCGUCGGCGGGGCUGACGAAUGCUAGUGUCGGAUUCAGAGUAGAGUAGUGCAGUCGCUAGACAUCUUCUGGCCUUCUGCACCCACCGACAUUGGAGUGUUCUCGCUUCUUCAGACCUGCUCGAAGCUCGAUGUUGCAGAAUUUCCAAACUUUUCGAGCGGUACUGAGAAGUUUUUUUUUUGUUCAAUUACCACGUUCUGAAGAUAGAACCAUCGUACUAUUUGAUGACUACAGAUUGCCAUUGCCUCCAAAUUGGUG